CCCAAGUUUGCCAAGAAUCAGCAGCUCACAGUUUCCCAGUUGAAUUUCCUGUGGAUUGUUCUCCUCCCCUCACAAGAAAACAUUAGCCUUGUCUGGGGAGCAGCAAAUUAGGGGCCUUCUUUUGGGAUGGUCCUGGUGAGAUUUUCUGUUCAUUUUAGCAUAAGAGUAGCUCAAACAGAAAAACAGAUUUCUUGAUUCUGUUGAUUGUUCCCAUCAGCAAAAAUGUCCCCUUAUUGACUCCAACCAUCAAAUUCUGCGCCUUCCUCCUUUCUGUUUCUUUUUUCAGAUAAAGAGUUUUUCUAUUUUGAAUGUUUUUUGAUGGGCUUGAGAAGAAUUAGUCUCCAACAAUUACUAACGCCCAUGAGCAUCUAGCCUGCAUUUCUGGGCAACUUUCUUUUGUCCCGUUUCAACUCCCAUUUCAUGCAAAAAGAAGAGACAAAAGAUGGGACACAAUCUCACUGACCCCAACACCACCACAACCACCUCCAUUCCAGAGAGGAACAAGAACAUCUUCCCUUGAAAUUGCAGAAAAGUUCACAAACACAUAACCAAUAUAUAUCCUGGAAUUCUUUAAAAAAAUUCCGGAGUUGACCCACCAAAGCUCGAAAAAGAAAGACCAGAACGAUUCCAUUUUAACACACACAAACCCAUCGGAAUGAGUUUUCUGUGCACGUGCAACUGAUCCCACCCUCCAGUUGUGUUCAUGACAAAAGGAAUUGCAUCAACACGACAACAACAGCAGCAGCAUCAUCAGAACGAUGGACGAUCAACCGGGUCGAGUAGUAGUGGUUCUGGCAGUGCUGGCAGCGGUGGAGGUGGGCUGGUGCUGAAGAAGGGGCCAUGGACGGCAGCAGAAGAUGCGGUGUUGAUCGAACAUGUGAAGAAGAAUGGAGAGGGGAACUGGAAUUCGGUGCAGAAGAACACAGGUCUACCCCGGUGUGGCAAGAGUUGCCGGCUCCGGUGGACCAACCACCUCCGACCCAACUUGAAGAAAGGCUCUUUCGCUCCCGAGGAAGAGAGGUUGAUCCUUAAGCUGCAUGCGCAGCUUGGCAACAAAUGGGCCCGCAUGGCCACCCAGCUACCUGGGCGGACAGACAACGAAAUAAAGAACUAUUGGAAUACGAGAAUCAAGCACCGGAUCCGUCAAGGCCUCCCUCUAUACCCUCACGACAUCACUCCUGAACAUCUGCCGUCUUCAUCAGUACCGCGGGCGAUGGAACCCCGAUUGAAUACAACCUCCCAGCUUCACACUCCGACCCCAAUCCGAAUCCUAAUCCCACCAAUACCCACCAGCCAACACUUGCCACAAACUCCCAGCAGCAUGCUUCUCUCACCUCAGUGUUCUCAGCAUUAUCUCAACUCAAGCUUCUUUUAUCCCUCCCCCUCCCUUGGUUGUCCUGCAAGCAUAUUCACCAAUACCUGCACCACUCCAGUUCUUGCGUCCUCUCUACUCAGGUUGAAGGGUAGUUAUGAGGACACCACCAAGUUUUCACUCUCUUUUCCACCUAUCUCGCUCGGUUCUUCUCCGCUUCCAUCUGUUCCUACACCAACCCAGUUGCCUAACAUGGGUUCUUUUCAAUUCAGUCCACUGAGUUGCAAUGUGAGUUCACCUCAGUAUGUGCAGACUCAGCUGGAUUCAGACAGAUACUCAUCAACCGUUUCAGUUUUUCCCUCAAAAUCAGAGCUCCCUUCAAGCCAAUUGUACCUAAUCCAACCAGAGACCGACGAGAAGCAGAGACGGGGUAUGCAUUGGAGUGAUAGUGGUUUAAUGGAGGAUUUGCUGGAUGACACUCAAGCACUAUCUAAUCAAAACCCACAGACGCAAAGUUUCAUGAACUUGCAAGCGGAGAAGCUCAACGUCUCCUUGAGGUCUGGUUGUGAUUGGCAUGCUGGAAGCUCUUUGAAUACCUCUGCAGCGAACUGGGGCCAUUCCCAUUCUGAGAUCGACACUCGUAAAGGUUUUGAUUUGCCUUUGGUACAAGAAGGAAUCAAAGUUGAGAAAGAUUCUCCACAGCGGAUCUCCUCCAUGCAAGAUGAAGAUUUGUCGAAGCUACUUAAUGCCAUCCCUUCGACCCUUCAGACAGGGAAUCCAGAGCAUUCCACCCCUGACCUCAACACUCACGGCAAUAUUUGUUUACCUUUGGCACAAGAGGCGCGGCUGGAAAAGGAGAACUUGGACCCGAUCCCUUCCAUGCGAGCAGAUGAAUCAAAGCUUCUGAACGUCAUCCCUCCGGCAAUUCAGCUUUCUUCAGGAUACAACAGUAGCAGUGAAUUCUGCAGCAGGCAAUCAUCAAGUUACGUAUCUGCCGGGGAAGAUGUUACCAUGGGAGAGCUCAAGAUGCAACAGAUGGCACCUGUCACUUCCAGUCAGUACUGCUAUCGACAAGGAAAGAACUCCCGUCCCCAGCUCUUGGAACAACUUCCGCGGAAUUUGCUGAGGCACAUGCAGGAAUGACAGGAAGCUGUUCGACUAUUCACCUUCUUAUAAGAUCGUCUAGAUUGGGCUCUAGAGGGGCUUAUUACCUAUAAUAUCUAUGUACAUCGAGCUGAUGAAAACUGACAUUGGCUAUAUCUGGAGAAACUGCAUCCUUUUGGAUUAUGUUAUCAUAGUAUGUCUGUUUUCCUACUUUCUAAACACAUAUGUAUAUAUCAUAUGAUUCUAUCUAAUGUUAUGACUUUAAUAUG
Molecule: messenger RNA, 2685 nt
Organism: Eucalyptus grandis
Lineage: Eukaryota; Viridiplantae; Streptophyta; Magnoliopsida; Myrtales; Myrtaceae
Product: transcription factor MYB97
Exons: 4
Coding region: 704-2455 (583 amino acids)
Source: RefSeq, a predicted model, not a curated record